Messenger RNA from Cryptosporidium muris RN66, 1422 nucleotides. RefSeq names its product ATPase, AFG1 family protein. The record is from RefSeq and is a predicted model, not a curated record. Gene Ontology annotation, molecular function: ATP binding; ATP hydrolysis activity. Bases 1 to 1422 code for a protein of 473 amino acids. The transcript has a single exon. Gene Ontology annotation, cellular component: mitochondrion; cytoplasm. NCBI's taxonomy places the organism in Eukaryota, Apicomplexa, Conoidasida, Eucoccidiorida, Cryptosporidiidae.
AUGAAUGAUAUUGAACCCACUAAACCACAGCUGAACUUAAUAAAGCGCUUGAUCUUAUUACACUUCCAGUUUAAGCUAUAUAUUACACAUGAAGCCAAAAAAAAAAGUUUCUAUAACGAGUUACUUAACAAGAUAAUCAAGUUAUUAGUUAAUCCUGUAGAUAUAGAUCCAUUAAGAACACUUUUAAAGUUAGGAAGGGAGUAUCAUUGCACUAAUAAUGUAUACAAAGGAAAUACCUGUUAUGGACUAUAUAUAUAUGGAGAACCUGGCUUAGGAAAGACAAUGCUCAUGGAUUUAUUCUAUGAAACUAUUGAUACAACUAGAAAGAAGCGUAUUCACUUUCAUGAAUUUAUCAAAGAUAUAAAUGAUCAAAUCUAUCAUGCAAGGCAAAGGAUGUGCACUGACUCAAUAACUUUUGUGGCUAAUGAAAUCAAAAAAACAACUGAUAUAAUAUGUAUAGAUGAAUUUCAGAUCAUCCACAUUACUGAUGCAAUGAUAAUUAAACGUUUAUUUAAUAUUUUGUUUGAUUUGGGUAUAGUUGUCAUUAUGACUUCUAAUCGACCACCAAACGAUUUGUACAGCGGUGGUUUAAAUAGAAGUAAUUUCAUAUCUUUUAUUGAUACUCUGAUGAAGUUUUGUAAAGUAUAUAAUUUAAAAGGAGAAACAGAUUUUAGAUUAUCCCGAAUAUCAAAAACACAUAAUAAAUUAGAUAAACAAAAUAUUAAAUGUUUAGUUGUGGAUCAAAUACAUCUCAAGCAUAAGCUUAGAUCAUCUUGCUACUACUUCUCACCAAAAAGAUCAAUUGACACAAUUUUGAUGGAUAUUUACAAUAAUAAUGAUAGCAGAAAUAUAAAAGAUAAAUACCAAUCUUAUACACUUAAAAUAGGAUCACGUAAACUCAUUGUACCUUUUGUUAACUCUGAAUCUGCGUUAGUAUACUUUGCAGAUUUAUGUGGUGGUCUUACAGGAACUGAUGACUACGUUAUGUUAGCUAACACAUUUGAAAAAAUUUAUCUUUAUGAUGUCCCACAAAUGAGCAAUAUUGAUACUUUCUCAGCAAUCUUAAGACGUUUUAUUUCACUUAUUGAUAUUCUCUACGAUAAAAGUGUAGUGGUUACUUUAGAUGCAGAGAAAGAUUUGUGGGAGCUUAUAGAUUGCAUACCAACUGAAUUAUCACUGAUAGUGAAACUAAGACAUCAUUUAAUGAAUAAUUGGAGGUCUUUAGAGCAAAUUAUGCAAUACUUACGUAUUGAAGUGAUCCCUCAGCUUGUAGCUAAUAGUCCAAAUAUGCCACCAAGAGUAAUUCUAUAUAAUUGUAUAUUAACAAUAGCUGACCAAUUUGAACAUGAAGAAAUUAAUUGCAUUACACAAGUCAUUACAGAUGGUAUUCCUGAUAGAUCACCCCUUGAAGCACUUAGGUAA